AUGAAUAAAGAAUACACUGUAGAAAUCAGGGAUAAAGAGUCUGAAGAGAAAAAGGAGAGAGAUGAGAAAUUCUCAGGCCAACAAGAGGAUACAAACGGGAAUAAUGCCUCAUCAUCAUUAUCUGGCAAAACAAAAGGAAGCUCUGAAUUCUCUGCAGUGAACAUGGCUGGAAUGGUUGAGACUGGUCUGGGGAACCUUUCUUCUCAUUCUAAGGGAAGCUACGUCAGCGACAAUGGUGAUUCAAAACCAUAUUCUCAGAGUUCCGCAUCCCACGGGUCUGUGGCGAAUGAUUCUGUGUGGGAAUCUGAUUUGAAUGAUGAAGAUGAGAUCUCCUUUGGUUAUGAAGAUGAUGACGACGACUUUUAUGGAACAAAUGGACAGGAAGCAGCAGGAAGAUAUCCACCACAACAAGAGCUGAAUCCUCACAUUGAACAAGAAUAUCCAAUCCCACAUCCACCAUCCUCAUCAACACCAGAACCGCAAAAGCCAUCAGUGAGCCUUCCAGCCAACCAACAAGAGAACAACUUGAAGGCUCAAAAGGGUACGGCACAGCAAUCAUUAGCAUCUAAACCAGCAGGAUCGAAAUCUGCUGGGAGUCGCCGCAGCCGGCGUGGCUCCCUAGGAGCUCCAAGGCGCGACGACGACGAUGACAAUAAUGCUGGCAAAAAUACCAUGACGGAAGAAGAGCGCCGCAAGCGAGCGUUUGAAGAAAGGCUAGCCACGCUGGAACGUCAAUCAUCAAAAAACCAAAUACAGCAGCAACAACAGCAACGAAAGAAAUGCUGUAAGUGUACCAGAGAUAUAAUCCCCGUGGUGGCAUCCUUAUUACUUCUAGCAAUUGGGAUUGGAGUAGCUAUCUUCUUGUUGGUUGGACCCAACGCCGAUGAUGACGGCCCGUCUCCCACUUCUGCCCCAACUUUUACUGCAACGCCCCAGAGAACCAUUGAUCCAAAUCCAUUCCGAAGGAUGAGGGGAUACGAACCAUGA
This is a messenger RNA of Cylindrotheca closterium, 987 nucleotides long. Lineage: Eukaryota; Bacillariophyta; Bacillariophyceae; Bacillariales; Bacillariaceae. The record is from the annotation of a GenBank genome assembly.